This is a messenger RNA of Anoplopoma fimbria (sablefish), 3794 nucleotides long. RefSeq names its product niban apoptosis regulator 2b (gene niban2b). NCBI's taxonomy places the organism in Eukaryota, Metazoa, Chordata, Actinopteri, Perciformes, Anoplopomatidae. The transcript has 14 exons. The coding region runs from base 64 to 2931 and encodes 955 amino acids. The record is from RefSeq and is a predicted model, not a curated record.
UUGUCUUAAAGACCAGUUUAAAAGACCAGCGGAGUCACUGCGGGAUUUAGAGUUCCGUCCGCCAUGGGGGACGUGAUUUCCAGUCACCUGGAUGAAGCCAAGCGGGAGGUGAUCGCAGCCCGGACCAGGGAGGUGAUGCAGACGUUUGGCCGUCUGUAUGAGCAGCAGUAUGCAGUGGCCCUUUUCAACAAAGUUCGCUUUGACAUAGAAGGAGGAGGUGGACCACAGCCACAGCUACUACACCGCAAGGUUCCUCUGGAGAACAAAUCCAUCUUCUCUGGCUCGCUCUUCCAGUAUCUGGAGGAGAACAGGAAAUGGAGGAACCGCUUCCUCUUCGUUCCAGACUCCUACAACAUCAACUACUAUGACAGCAAAGCGUCCCAUGACAGGCGCCUCCAUCCUAAAGGAACCAUCAACUGUGCUGGCUACAAAGUGCUGACAUCUAUGGAGCAGUACCUGGAUCUGUUCAGCAACACCCUACCUGGAAUGAAAGCUAAGGAGGGGAGUUCACCUUUCCUUAAGUGUGCCACCCAGUUCCCCCUGAUCCUCUGGCACCCUUACGCCCAUCACUACUGCUUCUGUGUGGUGACCGAGAAAGAGCAGCAGAAGUGGCACGCCGUCCUCCAGGACUGUGUCAGACACGCCAAUGACGGUUUGUCGGAGGACGAUAAAGUUCAAACCCCAUCCUUCACUGAUGCAGUACGACUCUACCGCCAAGCUCAAGGGCACUUUGGCACCUGGGAGAUGAUGGCUGGUGAACCAACACAGAUCCUGUCUAACCUGGUGAUGGAAGGCCUCCUCCCCGAGCUGAGGGAGCUCAUCUCCCCUCGCCUCAAAGGCAAGCUGCACGAGAGGCAGAGAAACUGGAUGCUGAUCAGUGAUGCAGUGUAUAGCCUGGUGCAGGGGCAGUGCCGGGCCCAGUAUGAGACGCUGCUGCAAAAGUGUGAGUCAGCCUGCUCUUCUCUGGAGGCCUCCAUACGAACAGACAUGGACCAGAUCAUAACCUCCAAGGAGCACGUCACCAACAAGAUCAGAGAGGUGGUUCUCCCCAAGGCUGAGAAGCUGUUGAAGGUCAGCAUCCAGCCCUACAUCAGCUCCAUCCUGGAUGCCCUGAUGGAGCCGACCAGCCGAGGUUUCUCUGAGGUGCGCAAUGUGUUCUUCGGAGAGCUGGUGGACAUGAGCAAGAACACCCUCAAUGAGGGCACCAAGGAGACCGUGGCCCAGCACAUGGAAAAGAUCUCCAUGCUGGCCUUCCAUCCGGUGAAGAUGCAGAGUUGCUAUGAGAAGGUUGAGCCGCUGAAUCUGGAGGGUCUACAGCAGAGGUUUGACGUGUCCAGCACCUCGGUGUUCGUCCAGAGGGCCCAGAUCCUCAUGAGAGAGCAAAUGGACCAUGCAGUAUAUACAUUUGAGCAGAUCCUUCACCAGAGUCUAGAGUCUCAGGGUGCAGAUGAGCUCUGCAAGACCAUCCAGCGCUGCCAGGACAGAGUCAUUAAGAAAUUUGACUAUGACAGCAGCACAGUGAGAAAGCGUUUCUUCCGUGAGGCUCUCCUCCAGAUCUUCAUCCCCUACAUGCUGAAGCAGCUCGGCCCGUCCUGUUCGUCGGAGCUGCCGCGCUUCCGGGAGCUGAUCUUCGAGGACUUCUCCCGCUUCAUCCUGGUGGAGAACAUCUUUGAAGAGGUGGUGCUGCAGUCGAUCAUGAAGGACAUCAUGAUGGCUGUGAAGGAGGCGGCGGUCCAGAGGAGACACAACCUGUACAGGGACAGCAUUGUCCUCAGCAACAGUGACCCUAACCUGCACCUGCUUGGCGACAACCCCCCUAUCGACUGGGCUGGGGACUAUGGCCAAGCCCAGGAAGAGGCUGGCGGAGUGGGGGAGGACGCCAAGGGCGAAGGUGUGGAGUCCCAGAAGACGAGGAGGAUGAAGCAGGUGGUGUCCAUGAUCCAGGUUGAAGGCUCCCCAGUCCUUCUCAACGAAACGUGCGUGGAGGUGCCUGGUGUCAACGACAUCCCAGAGGAGGAGGCAGAGGAGAGGCCGAAGGAUGGAGAUCGGGAGGAGAACUCUAAUGGAAAAGCUUCUGCUGACAAAAAUGGAUCUGGAAGUCUCCAAGCUUUGGCGAAUUCGUCAGGCUUGUCAAAUGGUUCUGUCUUGAAGGAAGAAGAAGCCAACAAGGAACAGGGUGAAAAAGAAGUCCCAAUGAAGGUGGAAUCUGCUACACAAAGUGCUCCAGCCAAAGAGGAGGAGGAUAAGGGAGGGGAUAGCCAGUUGAUGGUGGAGGAACAGCCUCCCUCUAACCAGGAGGUGUCAGAGCAGGCAUUUCCACCAGCACCACCUGAGGAAAUCGCUUCCGGCGCAACAGAAACGGCUCCAGAGAGCCUCCCAGAGGGUACGUCUAACAUCCCCUUGCCUCCACAAGAAGAAAGUGGCUUCAAGUCACCCACGGGUCAAAGGGCUGAGGUUGAGGGCGAGGAGGAUGUUGCCCGAACCAAGGCAGCCCCACAGCCAUCACCACCCGAGGAAAUCUCAUCCGGAGCUACAGCUCCAGAGAGCCUCCCGGAGGUGACUUCUGACCUCCCCUUGUCUGAACAAGAAGACAUGGGCUUCCAGUCUCCCACUAGUGAAGGGGCUGAGGUAGAGGGUGAGGACGAUGUGGCCCGAUGCACGGCAGCCCCACAGCCACCACCAACCGAGGAAAUGUCAUCCGGAGUAGCAGAAGCCACUCUGCAGAGCCUCCCGGCGGCGAAGUCUGACCUCCCCUUGCCCCCUCCCGAAGAAGACAGUGGCUUCCAGUGUCCCACCAGCAAAGGGGCUGAGCCUGAGGACCAGGAGGAGGGUAUGUCCCGAAGCAGCGCGGACCCACAGCCCUCAGAAGUGCAUCCUGAGGGGAGGGAUAUCAGUGAAACCGAGACCAAAAUUGUCAACCAAAACCAGUGACUUAAAGUGAAAAUCUUUUUUUAUUUUUAUUUUUUCUUAUUUUUGAAAAGGAUUAAAAGACAAUUAAUGCUGUUUUAACCGUAUCAGCUUUCAGUUCCACACCAGUUUUAGGCACAUUAUUCACUCAGUAGAUUAUUUUCACCGAGCAGGGCUCAGGUGCUGUGGUCAUAUUGUUAAAUAUAUAUAUAUUUUUUUUUUCAUGUAGAAGAAAAUCCUCAGCAAACUCUGAGCUUUUACUACACAUUAGUUCCACACUUUAUUUUCUCUUCACCUGUUAUGAAUGUGAGCACAGUGGACAACCUUGAGUCUGUUCUGGUGUGUUGAAAACAUGUCUUCUUUAGUAAAAUGCAUGUAAAUUGAUUUUGCUCUUCAGUCUAUCUUGUUUACUGCUACUGAGAUGCAUUCAAUAACUUUCAACAAUUAGAUUUUUUUUGACGGUGUAAAAACACUUAUUGAAAGCCUUUAGGAAUUGGAAACCUCUUAACUGAUAAAUACUGCCCAGAAUAUGAGAGUCUGAAAGUUGAUUUUCUUUAUUCCAUUUUAAACUCGCAGUACAAUUCAUCAGUUGUCUUGAUGUACACGCUGCACAUCUUAAGACUUCAGAUUGUUUUGUGUUGGUGGGAAUAACACUAUUUUGUAAGAGUUUAAUCCUUAAAAAAGUAAACUUGUGUAUAUUGUGUAUAAAUACUUAUAUGGAUCAUUGAACUACUGUCAUUUGACAUUUUAUAUCAUUUAAUAAGAGCCAAUAAUAAGCCUUAGCUGAUCUCUUGAGCCCCCCCCCCAUUUUAUUUAUUGUUUGGCACCCCUUUCUCUUUUUUGACCAAUGUACUUUUAGAAUUAUUUUACCCCCUGCGUGACACAAA